Molecule: messenger RNA, 1130 nt
Organism: Danaus chrysippus (African queen)
Lineage: Eukaryota; Metazoa; Arthropoda; Insecta; Lepidoptera; Nymphalidae
Source: the annotation of a GenBank genome assembly
GUCUGAACGCCUGCGAAAGGAAAUCCUACCUCUUCCUACGUAAUGAAUUACCAGUUAGGUUGGCGAACAUAAUGAAGGAGAUAGCCCUGCUGCCGGAGAACUUAUUACGAAUGCCGUCAGUUGGUCUCGUGAACCAGUGGUACGAGAGGUCCUUCGAGGAGAUCAUUGAGUUUGAGAAGAAGGAACCCGAACCUCCAGUUCUUAGCGAAUUCUGCGAGCGUUUGGUCCUUAUACGUAAUCGUCAUUCAGACGUGGUUCAAACGAUGGCCCAAGGAGUGUUGGAGCUCAAGGAAUCCCACGAAGUCGAUCCCGGGAUUGAGAACUCGAUACAAUACUUCCUGGACAGAUUCUAUAUGAGUCGGAUAUCCAUACGGAUGUUGAUCAACCAGCACACCCUACUGUUCGGUGAGAACGAGCUGGGUGCUCGUCAGGCUUCCGUAAAUGGUAUAGGUAACGGCGGUAGACACAUCGGUUCAAUAGACCCCGCGUGUGACGUCAUCGCCGUUGUCAAAGACGCCUACGAGAACGCCCGCUUCCUCUGCGACCGGUACUACCUCGCGUCACCGGAAUUAGAACUCUUGCAGCACGGCUCGAGGGAGACUCACCCGCUGCCAGUAGUGUACGUGCCAUCUCACCUCUACCACAUGCUGUUCGAGCUAUUCAAGAAUUCGAUGAGAGCGGUUAUGGAAACUCACGAAAAUAACCCGCCGCCCAUACAGGUCAACAUAGUACAGGGACGAGAGGAUAUAUCGGUCAAGAUGUCAGAUCGCGGAGGCGGUAUUCCUCGCAGCGUGUCGGACCUCCUGUUCAAGUACAUGUACAGCACGGCGCCGCAACCAUCGCGCUCCGACUCGCAGACCGUGCCGCUGGCUGGUUACGGUUACGGUCUGCCGAUAUCUCGUCUGUACGCGCGAUACUUCCACGGCGACCUGGUGUUGAUGUCAUGUGAGGGAUACGGAACAGAUGCGAUCAUAUAUCUGAAGGCUCUAACGAACGAAGCGAACGAGCUGCUGCCAAUCUUCAAUAGGACUUCCAGCAAGUUCUAUAGGACUUCGCCCUCACCCGCCGACUGGUCCGGCCCGGCGCCCUACAGGCCCAAAGACAAGCCAAACUUACAACACAAACAAUAA